Molecule: messenger RNA, 1113 nt
Organism: Lachancea mirantina
Lineage: Eukaryota; Fungi; Ascomycota; Saccharomycetes; Saccharomycetales; Saccharomycetaceae
Source: the annotation of a GenBank genome assembly
AUGUCUCAUGUCGUCGUUGUCGGUAGCGGCGUCAUUGGUCUCAGUGUAGCGUUUGAAUUGGUCUCCAAUGCCGCACUAAGACCCACAUCGCUUUGCAUCAUAGGGCAGCAUUUCCCUCGUGACGAGCCCGUCAGCCACGAAUUCACGUCACCCUGGGCCGGCGCCCAUUUCCGUCCGUUCCCACAUCGUCCAGAAUCUUACAAGAGUGAUCAGCGCGAGUCCCGCUACACGCGCGACACGUACCGCGCGCUCAAGCAUGUUGCUCGUUACCAUCCGGAAAGCAGCGUCGAGUUCAUGAAGGGUGUGGACCUGCUUGAGGAUCCCUCACCAGAGUACGCCUGCGAGGGUCCCGGGUUCAAUGCAGAUUCGUUAGACGCGUUCCGUCGACUGUGCGACUCGGAACUGCCAAAGGACGUCAAGAUGGGAUUCGAGUACGAUACGUUCUGCUUAAACGCGCCCGUGUACCUUACGUUUCUACAAGAUCGCGUCCGCGACCUGUGUCAGCAUUUCAACGUGAAGUUUGAACUGAAACGCAUGACGUUGUCCUCUUUGCAAGAGGCCUUCCACAUAUACCCGCAAACCACAGCACUUUUCAACUGUUCCGGUAACGGACUACAAUUGGAUGGCAAGCAGGAUCCGGCUUGCUUUCCUAUACGCGGCCAAACUUUGUUGGUAGACGUGCCUCACGACACCGCCUACGCGCAUAAGACUGUUACACAUCAGGCCCGCGACGGCAACUGGACUUUCGUUAUCAAGCGUCCUGCUCCAUAUGGCAAGCGUUCCUCACAAUAUAUCGUUGGAGGCACCAAGCAAAUCGGCGACGCAACAGUCGUGGCUCGCGAGUCAGAUUCUAAUGCGAUCCUACAAAGAGCAUCUGUACUUUUUCCAGAAUUAAUGGUGGACGGCCAAUUCUCGGUCAAACGUGUCAACGUCGGGUUUCGGCCAGCAAGAUACGGCGGUAGCCGUGUUGAGCUAGAGCGUACUGAUCAGGGUCCCGUUGUCGUCCACUGCUACGGGUUUGGCGGUAUGGGGUUCGAGACAUCACUAGGCGCUGCUCUCGAUGCACUGCGUGUAUACCAAAAGGCGAUCCGCCCUAACCGCGCCAAACUUUAG